UAGAAGGACUUUCUGGAAACAUAUUGAGCUCCGAGCACCAUGCAAGAACGUGCUGGCGGGGCAAGCAACCCAAAGAGUGUAAGAAGUGUAAAGAAAACAAACGAAGUUCUAUUGGGAGAGAUCAAUUAUGAACUGAAGUGCUGAAAAGAAGGAAGAAUUACACAGUCGAUAAGAAGAAUAAAGAACAAAAUUCGCGGUUCAGUUAAAUGCAGUAAUGUUCCGCAACCUAAAAACGAAUAACAACUCGGUGUUCCUCAAGUUCAUCAAAUAGUUCGGCGUGUCUUCACAGAAUUGGAACUCGAUGGUGAUAUGCAUUCAGUCGAUGUGCAAUAAGUCGGGCGAGUAUGGAAAACCAUCCGUUGGCCAAAGGAGGCGGACAAGAAAGAAUGGAUUCUUGGAGGAAAAAAUGUUACGGAGAUUAGGUCACGGAAUGGCUCAAUCUAAAGUGGAGCGGUCUUCAAAACGACGAAAAGCGGGAUCAAAUGGAAUGGCUUUUCCACCGGCAGAUACUAAUGACGAACGAGUAGAUCAAGCAGGAGGGAAUAAUUUAGUCCUAUGGCGUAAUCCUAUCAAGACAUUCAAGUAUACAAUACUAGAAGUUACAUUGCUCUUGCAGCUAUAUGGAAAUCGAUUACUUCUCCAACGAAAGUUGUUAACAAGUAUAGCUAUUCUUCUAAUAACAGCCUUGGUAUUUUGCUAUUUGCCUGGUUCACACCAAUAUUUUAUAACAUUAAUCAAAGCAAAAAGUCUGCAUAUAAUAUACUGGACUGGCUUGGGGAUAUUAUCAUCCGUUGGAUUUGGUACGGGUUUACACACGUUCUUGUUAUACCUCGGACCACACAUAGCAAGUGUAACUUUGGCGGCCUAUGAAUGUAAUACUUUGAACUUCCCUGAGCCUCCUUAUCCGAAUGAGAUAUUGUGCCCUGAUGAAAUGAAAUCGAUUAUUUCGCCAUCUAUGUGGAGUAUUAUGUCAAAAGUUCGACUCGAGGCGUUUCUAUGGGGCGUUGGGACCGCUCUUGGUGAACUGCCACCAUAUUUCAUGGCAAGAGCUUCUAGAUUAUCUGGAACAGAGGAUCGAGAACAAGAGUUUCGUGAAAUAGAAGAACUUCAGAAACGAAAAACCCAUGGCGAAAAAUUGAGCCUUUUCGAAAGGGGUAAACUAGCGAUGGAAAAAUUUGUCGAGAAAGUUGGCUUUUUCGGAAUUCUGUUAUGUGCAAGCAUUCCAAAUCCACUUUUCGAUCUAGCUGGCAUAACUUGCGGACAUUUUUUAGUACCCUUUUGGACGUUUUUCGGAGCUACAUUGAUUGGGAAAGCCAUUGUUAAAAUGCACAUUCAAAAAAUGUUUGUUAUAAUUGCCUUCAACGAGAACCUAGUAGAAAAAGCAGUUGACUUGUUGCAAAUAAUUCCUUUUAUAGGGAAAACAUUACAGGAGCCAUUCAAAGCAUUUCUUCAAAACCAAAAAGACAGACUUCAUAGAGAAACAGACAAAUUAUCACGUAAUUCUAGUAAUAUGAUUCAAAAUUUAUUUGAAUAUUUCGUUAUAUCUAUGGUAUGUUUUUUCAUAUUAUCCAUCAUCAAUUCUCUUGCUCAAAAUUAUGCUAAGAGAUUACAAAGCGCGAAGAAAAAAUAGAUGAAAUACAUUAGCAUUUUUUAAAGGUAAUGGUAAAUGAGACAUGUUUAGCAUUAUUUAAUAAAUCUAGUAUGAAUUUGA
Molecule: messenger RNA, 1711 nt
Organism: Toxorhynchites rutilus septentrionalis
Lineage: Eukaryota; Metazoa; Arthropoda; Insecta; Diptera; Culicidae
Product: vacuole membrane protein 1-like
Exons: 5
Coding region: 302-1630 (442 amino acids)
Source: RefSeq, a predicted model, not a curated record